UAAAUGCAAUGAGCCAUCUCGUUAUAAAAAUGUUCGAUAAAGCUUGAGAAAACGAUUGCACAUAAGUCCGAGAGACUGUUAUUACCUGCGUUUAUAAAACUUUUUUUAAUUAAACGUUUAGUUAGUAUGAAUUUGGAGUUCAAAGCAUCUGUGUGUAAAUGAGCAGUUCUUUUUAUACCCAGAUAAUCCAGAGAUAUUGAAAAGGGAAGCGAAACUUUUGAACGUCAUUGACUUUUGAGGCGCCACGCGUGGCAAGCAAGUGUAAGACAAACAAACAGACCAUGCAUUAUCUGGUUACGGAAAUGCUUUUCAUAAGUCUUUCAAAAUGACUCAAGCAAUGUAGUCGUUUCAUCUUCAACAUAUUUCUUCAUUUUUUGUGAAUAGAAGAAAUAAAAUUAAAAACAACCAUGGCACCAACGGUUUUCUUUGGAUGGACUUCACCAGAUCUACCAAAAGAACUGACCGUAGAUUGCUUUUUACCUACUGGCGUUUUGGUUCCUUUGCAAUGUCUUGUUUCUGAAACCCUGGCGGAAAUUAAAGCAAAACUUUUUAAAAGUGCACACAAUUAUCCGCUCUUCAGUCGUCUCGAUGAAGCAUCGAACUAUUGUUUUCUUUGUAUCAACGAGAAAGGAAAACGCGAAACUUUGUUGGAUGAAACGCUGAAACUGACAGAUGUUCGGCCAUUUAGGCCUGUGUUGAAGCUACUAGAGAAACGAAAUGACGAGAAGGGUAACUGUGAACUUGAUGCGAAAAUAAAGUUUCUAAUGAGACAAACCCCUGCUGAACUGGAAGGCAAACAAAAUGAGGAGGUCGUUAACUUUAGAAAGGAAUAUUUAAAAAUAUCUUUAAAAGAAUCUCGAGAGAGACGAAAAUCCACAUGGGAGGACAGAGCAUUAUCUAUGUAUCCUUCAGAAAUUUCGUUUGAUCCUCUUCCUGACUAUGUAUUCGAUAAACUUCACAAUGAUAAAUAUAAUGUGAUUGUGUAUCUGCCCCCUGGAGAUGAUGUGGAAGAACUGGAAAUUCCACUUGGUAUCAAUCCUUGCGAUGUUGUCUAUGUAUUCAGGCAAAACUCAGAGGAGAGAAAAAGAGCUAUUGAGAGUGAUAAAGACUAUGUGCUGAAGAUAGUUGGCAAGGAUGAAUAUUUAUUGGGAAAUUACCACAUGGACAGCUUUCAGUACAUUCGGGAUUGCAUUGCAAAGCAAGUGAAGCCAGAAUUAUCAGUGGUUCCAAAAAGUUCCUUGAAAGUGGAAGAUUAUGCUCCUGCAUUUGCUGACCCAGUAUCUCCUCCUCCAAUUCCACCAAAAGUAAACUUGACUGUUUGGGAAAUUAAUGCUAACUUUAAGUUUAAGAUCAAAUCUGCAUCCAACAUCUCUGUUGAUUCAGGAACAGAGAUUGGAGUUCGGGCUGGAUUAUAUCAUGGAAGUACAAAAUUGUGUGAGGAAAGGUUUUCUCGGGAAAAGGAAGGUCCUUCACCAGAUUGGAAUGAGUAUCUUGAGUUUGAUAUUAACAUGUGUGACAUUCCACGAAUGGCCAAACUUUGUCUUGGAAUAUAUGCCAAGAGAAAAAGGGAUAGAAUACCUUUAGCCUGGGUAAACAUGACCUUAUUUGACUUUCGUAAUUAUCUACAACAAGGCAAAGUCAAACUUCAUGCCUAUCCUGUGAAAGACAAUCUUCAAGAUUUAAAUCCAAUUGGUACUGUGGUGUCAAAUAUCAAUACUAGCACAUCACCUUGUUUGAUCAUUGAAUUUACUCAAUAUGCAAGACCUGGUGCCAGUGUUGUUUAUCCACCAUUUGACAAGAUUCUUGAAAAGGCAUCCACUUUAGCUGGAAAUGAUUCAAACGAUAUACUUAGAGAGAAAGCUAACAUAGACUUGCAAUUACUUACAAAUCGCGAACCUCUUGCAAAGUACACUGAAGCAGAGAAACAACUAAUUUGGUUUUUUAGAUUUGAAUGCAGAGAUAAUUUUCCCAACUCCUUGCCCAAGGUUUUGUUGAGUAUCCACUGGAAUAAUCAUGAAGAUGUUGCAAGGAUGCAUGCACUAUUACAAAGCUGGCGAAUUUCACCUGAAGCAGCUUUGGAACUACUUGAUUUCAAGUAUCCAGACAUGGAAGUUAGACAUUUUGCAGUACAAUGGUUGGAAAAGCUUUCUGAUGGUCAGCUUCAUUUGUAUCUUCUUCAGUUGGUCCAAGUUCUAAAGUAUGAAGCAUACUUGGAUUGUGAUCUGGCCAAGUUUUUAUUACGAAGGGCUCUGUGGAAUAGAAAAAUUGGUCAUUCUUUGUUUUGGUUACUUAGGGCUGAAAUGCAUGUUCCAGAAGUUUCAGUGAGAUUUGGUUUGCUUCUUGAAGCUUACUGCAGAGGUUGUGUGGCACACAUGGCAUCAUUAUCAAAACAGGUGGAAGCCAUGAAUAAACUUAAAGCAAUCACUGAAUUGUUGCAAUGUCAAGCAUUAAAGAAGGAAAAAUGUCAGCAAACGAUGAGAGAGUGCCUUCUUCAGAUUACAUUUCAAGAAGCAUUUUCAAAUUUUCAUUCUGUGGUAGAUCCAUCAUGCAAGUUGAAAAGCUUAAGAGUUGAUAAGUGCAAAACAAUGGACUCUAAAAUGAGACCUCUAUGGAUGGUAUUUGAAAAUGAUGAUGAAAUGGGCCCUGAUACAACAUUGCUUUUUAAAAAUGGAGAUGAUCUUCGCCAAGAUAUGCUUACUUUGCAAAUGUUCAAGAUCAUGGAUACUCUAUGGCAAAGAGAAGGAUUGAAUUUAGAGAUGACUCCUUAUGCUGUAUUACCAACUGGCGAUAAGAUUGGUGUUAUAGAAGUUGUAACUGAUGCAAAAACGUUAGCAAAUAUUCAAAAAUCAGAGGGUGGUGUUGUGCGAGGUGCAUUCAAGAAAGAAGUCUUACUUGAUUGGUUAAAAAAGCAUAAUAAAUCCCCUGAUAUGCUUCGAGGUGCAGUUGAGUCAUUUACUAUGUCUUGUGCUGGUUACUGUGUUGCAACAUAUGUCUUGGGCGUUGGUGAUAGGCAUAGCGAUAACAUUAUGGUCAAAACAACUGGCCAACUUGUUCAUAUUGAUUUUGGACAUUUUCUGGGAAAUUUUAAAGUAAAGUUUGGUGUAAACAGGGAACGUGUACCUUUUAUUCUUUCACGAGAUUUUGUUUACGUUAUAACAAACGGCAAAAAAACAGAUGCUGACAAAUGUCAAGAGUUUUUACGAUUCAGAGAAAUAUGUGAGAAAGCCUAUUUAAUCCUGCGAAAACACAGUCAUUUGUUCAUUAAUCUCUUUACCAUGAUGCUUUCAACAGGCCUUCCUGAACUUCGAAGUGCUGCUGAUAUUCAGCAUCUUCAGAACACUUUAGGUUUAAAAAGUGAUGAAAAAGAUAUGUGUGAAGAAGAACUUGAGAAAGCUGCAUUGAAAAAAUUUAGAAAGAAUUUUGAUGAUGCUUAUAGGAACAGCACGAGCACCAGUUUGAAUUGGGCAAUCCACAAUUGGGCCAGACAAAGCUAAAUGAUUUUGGAGAAUAUGAGGUGAGGAUGUACCUAAAAAUUGCUUCAGUAAUCAAUGCAUCUGUUUUAUGGGUUGCAAUUUAACCUCUUGAAUAGUUUCUUAACAAAACAUUUUUGUGACUUAAUUUUGAUGUAAAUAAGUGUAAAUCUAUAUAUUAAUAUGCUAAUACUUAGUUAUACUAUUCUAAUCCAAGACAAUCAACAUUGGUAAAACAAUUUAAAAUUUCCCUAUUAUAUCGAUCAAAAUUGUGCUUAGUAGAUUCGAGAUGCAGCAAGUCUCCACAAAAACUAUGCACUUUAGUUGCUGUGUGAAAAAUUUCGGAUAUGGCUGUUUACAACAAUUAAAAUAUGUUGGAAUGUAAUAAAAAAACACAACUUUAUGUACCAAUAUUUGGGAAAUUUCUGUAAUAAGUAUGUUUAACACUUGUGUCAACAUUUUGCAUUACAGUUUUAGCCAGAAA
Messenger RNA from Xenia sp. Carnegie-2017, 3954 nucleotides. Its product is annotated as phosphatidylinositol 4,5-bisphosphate 3-kinase catalytic subunit beta isoform-like. The record is from RefSeq and is a predicted model, not a curated record. Gene Ontology annotation, cellular component: plasma membrane; cytoplasm; phosphatidylinositol 3-kinase complex. Gene Ontology annotation, biological process: phosphatidylinositol 3-kinase/protein kinase B signal transduction; phosphatidylinositol-mediated signaling; cell migration. Lineage: Eukaryota; Metazoa; Cnidaria; Anthozoa; Malacalcyonacea; Xeniidae. Gene Ontology annotation, molecular function: 1-phosphatidylinositol-4-phosphate 3-kinase activity; 1-phosphatidylinositol-3-kinase activity.